Laccaria bicolor S238N-H82 is the source of this 1053-nucleotide messenger RNA. RefSeq lists its product as uncharacterized. The record is from RefSeq and is a predicted model, not a curated record. The transcript is spliced from 9 exons. Lineage: Eukaryota; Fungi; Basidiomycota; Agaricomycetes; Agaricales; Hydnangiaceae. The coding region runs from base 1 to 1053 and encodes 350 amino acids.
AUGUGGAUGAUUCCAGGAGCGACCAUUUCCAAUUUGAAGAACCCUUUCGAUACCUUUUCGUCCGGUGAAAAGCUUCUUCCAGGAGGACCCGCCGCGGCCCUUCACUUUCACACCAACCCCAUAGGAAAAAUCGUCAUAAUCAGUGGGCUCAGUCUGACCCGGCCGCGGCGCAACUUGUCAAUGCAUGACUCUAAGGCUAGUAGUACUCAACGUUCAACUUUCAUGAUGACUAGUGCUGAUCUUCACAACAAAUUGGACCCUCGUGUCGACCUCCGGCUGGCAGACUUGAAAGAUGGUUUCAAGUCUUCUGCCGACUCACUACUUGUAAAUCUGCUGCCGGAACUCAUGACAUCUAUUCUAGUAUCCUACCUAGAAGACGACACCUCCUCUCUCCUCUCGUGCUCUCUUGCAAAUAAACACUUAUCUUUUUCUGCGUGUGGAGUUCUCGUCCGGACUGUUGUCCUCGACACACCUACUGGGGAGGAUCUUCAUAGGAAAUACGCUGCCUUCCAUCAGCUUCUCUUGGGGUCCUCCAGUGCUAAUGGCUCAUCCCUGGCCAGAUCCAUUCGCUCUUUAUGUCUACGUUUUGGAAGGGGAGUCUCAUCAGCUGAAAAUCAAGAUCGCUACCAGAUUGAAAAGGACACUACGUUACCAUCCACCCUAUCUUUGAUUGUCAACCUAAAAUCUCUAACAAUUCACACACUUCAAGUUACAGCCACAACUUCCUUUCAAACUCAAAUCACACGCGCUCGACACAUGUUGGCGGAGUCCGCUGUCCAGCAAGACAUCUUGGUCACCACAUGCUCGACCUACACUGGUACAGGAUGGAGUGUUGGCAGAUGGUUGGAUGAGCAUAACGCAGACACAUCCAUAAGCGAAGAGCUCUACGUCUGGCCUAGCGUAACACAAACAGGCAAGAACACCUUCGACAUCUGGCUGAGUGCACGUUCAAUUUCUGGAUCACGAGGGCCUCUACUAGGUGCCAACGCUUCUCCCCUCAACACGCGAGGAUUUUUGUUUGAAGGGGACAGCGAGGAUGAAGGUACAUUGUAG